Messenger RNA from Neohortaea acidophila, 1429 nucleotides. RefSeq lists its product as uncharacterized. Gene Ontology annotation, cellular component: cytosol; cytoplasm. NCBI's taxonomy places the organism in Eukaryota, Fungi, Ascomycota, Dothideomycetes, Mycosphaerellales, Teratosphaeriaceae. Gene Ontology annotation, molecular function: hydrolase activity; carboxy-lyase activity. The coding region runs from base 366 to 1340 and encodes 324 amino acids. The transcript is spliced from 3 exons. Gene Ontology annotation, biological process: secondary metabolic process. The record is from RefSeq and is a predicted model, not a curated record.
CGUUGAAGCCCGGCUUGAGCGCGCCGCCUCAAGCUCCGGAAACUCAAAAAAUUCCCAACUCACCAACACCGGACUUUAGCACGCAUCUCCAGAGCACGGCGAUCCCAGCUCGCAUGGUAGUAUUUAAAAGUGCUAAGCGACACGAAUUGAUUCUUCCCCCUCGUGUGUAUCCUUCAGCAUUUUUUGGAUGAUUUCUGGCAUUGAACAGAGCUCCCAGUCUUGGAGUCGACAAAGUCUUCAGCCUCGCUGACGCAUCACGACGCCUCAUACGCAACACCGGAUCCCCGGCGUGCACGAGCUGCUUUUGCUCUCGAUCUGCUCAUUGCAUCUGACGAAACUUUCGGAGAAAAAGAACAAGUAGCACCAUGUCCGCCGCGCUUCCACCGCUGAUCGCACUGGAGGAGCAUUUCGAUGCCGGCAUCCUCCACGGCGGUGAUGAACUCCACACCAACCUACCGCCACACCUCUCAGACCGUCUACAAAACCUCGGCGAAGGCCGGAUCAAGGAUCUCGACGACGGCAAGACAAGCCUCCAAGUCAUCUCCCACAUCGGCGCCCCCAUGCCCGUAGACGGCUGUCGUCAAGUCAACGACAAACUCGCCGCUGCCUGCGCAAAGCAUCCCACGCGGCUCGCGGGCUUCGCGUACCUCCCCAUGUCGCAUCCUCAGGCAGCAGCGGACGAGCUCGAAAGGACUGUUUCCCAGCUGGGAUUCGUGGGCGCGCUAAUCAACAACACCACCGAAACGGGCGAGUUCUACGAUGACAAGAAGUUCUGGCCAGUCUUCGAGCGGGCGGAGAAACUCAAUGUCCCCAUCUACAUCCACCCCGUGUAUCCCGCGCCGGCUCUCGCGCCCCGCUACAAGGGCAACUUCUCCGACAUGGCGAGCAUCAUGAUGGCCGCCUCCGGCUGGGGAUGGCACUCGGAAACAGGCCUGCACAUCCUCCGCCUCUGGGCGAGCGGGCUCUUCGACGCGCACCCCAAGCUCAAACUCAUCGUCGGCCACAUGGGCGAAAUGAUCCCCUACACGCUCGACCGCAUCAUCCACACCACGCGCCACUGGGGCGCCUUCGCCCGCGACCUGCGCACCGUCUGGCGCGAGAGCAUCUGGGUGACGACGUCGGGCAUGUUCACGCUGCCGCCUUUGCAGUGCUUGCUGCAGAUGUCGCCGCCGGAGAGGGUAAUGUAUUCGGUUGACUACCCCUUUUCGUCGCCGCGCGAGAAUGGGUUGAAGUUUGUGGAGGAGGUGAGGCGGUCAGGGUUGAUGAGUGAGGAGGAGUUUGCUGGCUUUUGCCAUGGGAAUGCGGAGAGGUUGUUGGGGGUUAAGGCGGUGCCGCUUUGAUCCGUUUCGCGGUGAGCAAGAUAAACUUGAUUCUUGUUUUAAUUGAGAUAGAUGGACGAAAACUCCCCUCGCAAUGCAAACCGCACACA